Spodoptera exigua (beet armyworm) is the source of this 1568-nucleotide messenger RNA. Lineage: Eukaryota; Metazoa; Arthropoda; Insecta; Lepidoptera; Noctuidae. The record is from the annotation of a GenBank genome assembly.
CGCACUUCAUGUAUGAAGGUACUUACUGAGUUUUUCAUUCUGUGUCUGACUCUGUCUGUCAAAAAGCCGUUUGCUGCUGUUGAUGGGUGUCGAGUUUCUAUAAAUUUCUCAUUUUGACCGUCUUUCUUUGUGAUUUAAAAGAUUCUCCGUUAACUAAAAAUGGUUUAAUUAUUGUCUCGCGCUUUAAAUUACGUACAGUGGUGGUUUUUUGACUCUGGUAAAAGUUGUAAACAAUUCCAAAAUGUCCGUUCCUAGCACUGGAUUGAGCAAAUUGAAGAAGAAACAUAUUCGUGUAAAACACCAAAAAGUGAAACUGUUUCGUGCAAAUGAACCAUUACUGUCUGUGUUUAUGUGGGGUGUGAAUCACACGAUUAACGAGCUAAGUCAUGUCACAAUUCCAGUCAUGCUGCUCCCUGAUGACUUCAGAGCUUAUUCUAAGCUCAAAGUUGACAACCACUUAUUUAACAAAGAAAACAUGCCAUCUCACUUCAAGGUCAAGGAGUACUGCCCCCUGGUGUUCAGGAACCUUCGGGAGAGGUUCGGAAUCGAUGAUCUCGACUACAAGGAGUCCCUAACAAGAUCUCAGCCAAUCCCGGAUGACUCGUCAGGCAAGUCUGGCGCGAAGUUCUACCAGAGCUAUGAUAGGCUCUUCAUCCUGAAGACCCUGACUUCUGAGGAGGUGGAAAGGAUGCACUCGUUCCUAAAGCAUUAUCAUCCUUACAUCGUGGAGCGUCAUGGCAAGACCCUGCUGCCUCAGUACCUCGGCAUGUACCGGCUGACCGUCGACGGAAUCGAACACUACCUAGUCGCUACUAGAAACGUAUUCUCCAACCACCUCAAUAUCCACAGGAAAUACGACUUAAAAGGUUCGACGGUAGACCGUGAGGCGUCUGAGAAGGAGCUCGAAAAGGAUCUGCCGACGCUCAAGGACAACGACUUUAUCAAGCAAGGAGUCCGCAUUGAUAUCGGUGAUGCAGCCAAAGAGAAGUUAUUGGAGACACUCACUGCUGAUGUAGAGUUCCUAACGAAGCUCCACCUGAUGGACUACUCCCUGUUGCUGGGCAUGCACGAGUGUGGGCGUGGCGAGGCGGAGGCCGAGGCUGCCCGGCAGAGGGAUGCUGAGAACGACUCCGAUAACCAGGACUCUGAUACUGAUAGUGACACCGAUAAUAGGCAUCAUGGAGACAGAUGGGGUUACAACACGCCUCCUGAUAGUCCUCGUGGUUUCGCGCGACAGUCGUCGCUGAGGUACGAGGGUAUCAUACCCGAGCUGGACAUCUACGCCAUACCCAGCCAAGAGAGUGCUCCCAAAAAAGAGAUUUACUUCGUCGCUUUGAUUGACGUGCUGACGCAUUAUGGUGUAAAGAAACAGGCGGCGAAAGCAGCGAAGACUGUUAAAUACGGCAGCAACGUGGACGGUAUAUCGACCUGCGACCCCGAGCAGUACGGGAAACGGUUCAUAGAGUUUGUAGCCAAGGCCAUCGAGGGCAACUAGGUUCACAGCCGCACAACGGUGCUUCUUUUAGUACUUAUACUCAAUAUUAUUGUCUGACAAGGAUUCGAUAGGC